Molecule: messenger RNA, 1157 nt
Organism: Penaeus monodon (black tiger shrimp)
Lineage: Eukaryota; Metazoa; Arthropoda; Malacostraca; Decapoda; Penaeidae
Product: 46 kDa FK506-binding nuclear protein-like
Cellular component (GO): chromatin; nucleolus
Molecular function (GO): peptidyl-prolyl cis-trans isomerase activity; macrolide binding
Source: RefSeq, a predicted model, not a curated record
GUUUGUCACUUGAUCCAGCCAAGCGCUACGCAAAGGUAGUAGAUGAUGCCUUCCACAUAUCGGCUGCGGUGCUUGACACCACCUCUGUCACAGAUGAUGAAAUCAUUAGGGUCAUGGUAGAGGUGGAAGGCUAUGAAACACUCAUCUGCAAUCUGAGCAAAAAAUUGGGCAUCUUGCAAUGCCCACUGGACUUGCAGUUCAUGGAGGGCAGCCGCAUUGCCUUCUACACCCUGGGAGGCAAGGGUGUUGUCCACCUCUCGGGCUAUGUCAUUCCCGACUUGGAAGAUGAGCUGGAUGAGGAGGAAGAGGUAGAGGAAGAGGAGGAAAAUAGUGAUGAAGAAACCCCAGCACUGGUGCCGAUAAACAAGAAGAGAAAGCAACUGGAAAUCAAAGGGGCAGAUGCAAAGAAAGCGAAAGUGUUGCUUGGUGUAGAAGAGUUUGUAGAUGGCGAAGAGGAUGGGGAUGAUGACGACGACGAUGAUGAUGAUGAUGAUGAUGAGGAAGAAGAGAGUGAUGAAGAAGGUGAGGAAGAGGAAGAGGAAGAGAUCGAUGAUGAUGACGAUGAUGAACCAGAUGAGGAAGAGAGAGAGAUGAUGGAACAAUGAAAGGUAGUAGUUGAAGCUUUUAGGCUUUUGCUCAAGCCAAAUAAUGAAAAAUGAAAGUCAAGGGAUAAAACGCACAAGGAAAGGCUGAAAAUCCUGGAAAAUAAAGUGCAACACAAAAGCCAAAGGCGAAGGCACGGAACCAGAAAAAACCCAAAGGCGAAAGAGAAAGCAAAACAAGGUGCAAAGAUCCUGAAGUAAGGAAAGCGACAAACAAAACCCAAGAAGGAGGCAGUUACAUGAAUGGGUGAGCAGAAGAGCCUGAAAAACACACCAGCAGAUAGAAACUCCUCUGUAUCCUCAGACCCAAAGAUGAUGAAGAGUGGGGGUGAGGUUGAGGAACUUAAAGUUGGCAAGGAAAAAGCUAAACAGGAAAACAUGGUGUUCAUGUACUACGAGGGCAGAUUCCCCAAUGCAAAACGUUUGACAAAGUGUUCAGGGAGGGUAAGGGCUGUUCGGUUCCGGGUGGGGAGAGGAGAAGUAAUCAAGGGUUGGGAUAUGGCCAUUGUAGCAUGCAGCCUGGCGAGAAAUAGAAAGAUGUUUCUGCCCACCUAA